AUGGAUUGGCAACCCUACAUAACAGGAUACAUAGUCCGAAGUGUCCUAUCGGGACUAGUCAUCCUCCCGGCCUUGGGGGUCUCUGCCCUUGCUCUUCGUAAGCUCGGAGCCAAGCAUGACCCCACGCGCCGAUGGGUCGACUUCACCAAAGCAGCCUUAGGACUCUGGAGCAUUGCGCAGUGUCCGGCAUCGCGGGCUACGUGCGAACACGAAUGGCGUAACCUCUCCUCGGUCGAUAAGAUGCUGACUUUGUCGGUGUUCAAAAGAUCCCAGCUUCUUAUUCUCGUCUGCUGGAUUCUGUGGACAGUCGUGUACUUCCAGCGCCAAAAUGACAGGAGUUAUUUUGGCCUAGAUGAUGCUUCUCCCUACAUUUACAUUGUCGGCUCACUGCUUGGCACACUGGGCCAAGUCGCCCUUCUCCUUGCCUUUUUCUUCCUCGUCCACGCCCUGGCUCAGCUUCGUGGUGGUGCCACGACAGAUGACUCCAGGGCCUCUUUUGUUGGCAGAAAGGUAGUCUUCGUCGGGUCAGCCCUGAUUGCUCUCGUAGAGGUAGCAGUCUUCUGCUGCUAUAUUGCCUUUCAGAUAAUGUACAAGAUUCUACAAGAGAGGAGGGAUCGCUACGUGCCAGGAGACUGGGACAACGCGAUUAGGCUGUCAUUGGCUUCUGAAUACAUGUCAGCUAGCAAUAACUGCAUGCUUCUGAUCGCUGCCGUCGGCAUGACCAUCUAUGCUUUCCAGGCACAGAAAAAGGCCAGGGGUAGCCCUGUUCAGAAGGCUGCCACCCUUUUGCUCGUCGCGGUAUCCCUUUGGCUCGUUGCAAGGAUUUGGGCCUUUAUCACCACCGUGAUGUCCUUGGCCAUGUUUUGGUGGGGCCAAGCCUCGGCGUACGUUGGAAUUAUCGACACUAUCCUCGCCAUCUGGACUACGUUCGCGGCUCUGAUGCUUCUCUACAUUUUGGCUUCCAGCAACGCAUACGGGUUGUCAAGGCUGCAUUACCAGGACGAAGAGGAUGAGCAGCGUGUUUGGGAAGAGCGAACGUAA
This is a messenger RNA of Colletotrichum gloeosporioides, 1041 nucleotides long. RefSeq lists its product as uncharacterized. The coding region runs from base 1 to 1041 and encodes 346 amino acids. The transcript is spliced from 3 exons. The record is from RefSeq and is a predicted model, not a curated record. NCBI's taxonomy places the organism in Eukaryota, Fungi, Ascomycota, Sordariomycetes, Glomerellales, Glomerellaceae.